Molecule: messenger RNA, 694 nt
Organism: Triticum aestivum (bread wheat)
Lineage: Eukaryota; Viridiplantae; Streptophyta; Magnoliopsida; Poales; Poaceae
Exons: 3
Coding region: 95-694 (199 amino acids)
Source: RefSeq, a predicted model, not a curated record
CGCUGCUCCCUCCUCACCGGCCGCCGCUCGCCCUUCUCCGACCGCCGCUCGCAGCGCAUCUAGGGGUAGUAUAGCUUGGAGUAGAGCACCCGCGAUGGAUGGAGACGGCUUCGACGUUUGGGGUUCGCAGCCAUCGGCAAGCGGCCCUGCUACCCAUGCCGGUCUCGACCUCAACUCGCAAGCACCGGUGUCGGAGGGGUUCCCGGGGCUUGGGCUCUACGGAGCCUUCCUCCAGAGCGAUGAUGACGAGCUCCUCCCUGGGCGCGUCAGGGGCUCCGGGCUCCCUCCCUAUCGCCCACCCUACGCCCGGCGACUGAACUUCGGCGGCUCCUCGGCGGCGGCAGCCAGUCGCGGAGGAGGAAACGGUGGCGUGUUCCUUGGCGGGUCGUCGUCGGGGGUAGGCGGCGGUGUUCGGCAGCGCGCCAACUCGGCCGCCGCGGCACCUAGCCGCCGUAACCAGCGCACCGGCACGGCGUUCAGUGGCGGCGACGUUCGGCAGCGCGCCAACUCGGCCGCCGCGGCACCCAGCCGCCAGGCACCGAGGAGUGCUGUCCGUGCGCAAGCAUCCGGCUCUGGCGCUCCCUUUGACAAUGGUGAUGAAGAAUUGAAGGAUGACGUGGAAGAGUUUGCGAGCUCCGGAGGUCCCUCGAAUUGUGCAUUGAGCAACGUGCAGCAGGAACAUAUAAUGGUGUAA